Psilocybe cubensis is the source of this 618-nucleotide messenger RNA. RefSeq lists its product as uncharacterized. The transcript has 5 exons. Gene Ontology annotation, molecular function: oxidoreductase activity, acting on the aldehyde or oxo group of donors, disulfide as acceptor. Lineage: Eukaryota; Fungi; Basidiomycota; Agaricomycetes; Agaricales; Agrocybaceae. The record is from RefSeq and is a predicted model, not a curated record. Bases 1 to 618 code for a protein of 205 amino acids.
AUGUCGCUUGGAAAGGGUGGUUUGAUGCACAUCUUUAUCCCUUCUAUUGUCGGUGCUCAAGUACCCAAUGGUGCUGGUGUCAGCUUCGCCCAGAAGUACAUGGGCGAGAAGACCUGCACUUUCGCUCUGUAUGAUGAUGGGGCCAGCAACCGGGGACAGGUGUUUGAAGCCUACAACAUGGCCAAAUUUACGGGUAUGGGUACCUCUGCCGCCCGCUCGUCCUCCAACACCGAGUACUUUAAGCGCGGUGACAAAAUCCCUGGUCUCCAGGUUAACAGAAUGGAUAUUCUCGCCACCAAGCAUGCUGUUGAGUAUGCCAGGAAGUGGACUGUCGACAACCAGAAUGGUCCUCUUCUCCUUGAAUUCGUGACAUACCGCUAUGGAGGACACUCCAUGUUCGACCCAGGAACCACCUACCGUACCCGUGAGGAAGUCCAGCGUAUGCGUUCUACCCAGGACCCCAUCUGUAGUCUCCAGAAAUACAUCGAAGAGUGGGGUGUUGCGAACGAGCAGGAGCUUAAGCAGCUUGACAGGAAGGCCAAGGCUGAGGUCGACGCCACCGUCGAGGAGGCCAAGGCCAGCCCUGAACCAUUGCUCACGUUUGCCGUCUUACAUUGA